GAAGCUCAUGCCCAGGCAGAAGCUCACAGUGAGGCCCAGUCACAGACUCAGCCUCAUGUGGACCCAUCAGAACCUGUCCCGCGUCUAUGCCACCUGACGCGCUCCGAGACGGGCUACGGGUUCAACCUCCACAGUGACCGGUCGCAGCCCGGACAGUACAUCCGCUCCCUGGACCCCGGAUCGCCAGCAGACCAAGCCGGACUCCGACCACAGGACAGGCUCAUUGAGGUGAAUGGUGUGAACAUUGAGGGUAUGCGGCAUGCAGAGGUAGUCGCCUUUAUAAAGAGAGGAGGAGAUGAGACCUGGCUGUUGGUGGUGGAUCCAGACACAGAUGAACACUUCAAGAGGCGAGGAGUGGUCCCCACAAUUAACCAUGUCAAAGAUUACGAUGGGCCCUCCAUAUCCAAUGGUUCCCCGGCCCCUCAGCUAAAUGGCAGCUCUACCUCUCAGUCUAUGAGGUCCACGCGCUCUGAUAACAGCAGCCAGGGCAACAGCACGCAGCUGGCCGAUGACGACGGCGGCCGGUUCUUGGACCCUUUUGCGGAGAUGGGCCUGAGGUUGAGCGCUACAGCAGCAGAGGAAAAGAUGAAGGUCCAUGCCAAGGAAAAGAGGAAGGCACCCCAGAUGGACUGGAUGAAGAAAUAUGAGCUGUUCAGUAAUUUCUAA
Molecule: messenger RNA, 666 nt
Organism: Menidia menidia (Atlantic silverside)
Lineage: Eukaryota; Metazoa; Chordata; Actinopteri; Atheriniformes; Atherinopsidae
Source: the annotation of a GenBank genome assembly